UUGGGAUAAAUUCGAUAAAUUCACAAUCGACAUCUUUCAUUCCAACAAAACGGUUUGAACAUUCUGCAACGCUUAUCGAUGACAAACUUUACAUCUUGGGUGGUUUAAGCCUAUCAUCAAAUUUACCAAAUGUCACGAUUGGAAAGGAGUUUUUUUAUCUGGAUUUUUCAACUUCAUUUGAUAAUCAAAAAUUAAUAUGGAAAGAUUUAACAAAUAUUAAUAAGGUUCCAUCACAUUGCGAUAGUGCAACAGCUAAUGGAGGUUUAAAAAAUACUUUGGUUCUAUUUGGAGGGUUCAAAUUUAUUAAUGUAAAAAUGGAUUUGGUAUACAUGUAUGACACCAAAAAGAAUUCAUGGGAUAUUCCUACAAUUGAGGGAAAUGAACCUAAUAGAACUAGAGCUUUAUUUGCUAGUAUCAAUGAUUUGGGAAAAAUAUAUUAUUUUGGUGGAUCUUUUAAUGACAGCGUUGUAUUUGAUAUGGUCAUUUUAGAUACGAUAAAUUUUCGUUGGAGAAGAGGGAGUCUUAUUCAUGCACCUAUCUCUAGAGAAGAUUAUGGUUCUACCAUUUUACCAAAUCAAAUUAUCGUUUAUUUAGGUGGGGUUUAUAAAGAUCAAGAGAAUUUAUAUAAUCAUUCAAUGAAUGAUGUUUACUUGUAUGAUACCGUUAAUAACAUUUGGACCACUAAACGAAUAAUAAUUUUUGGAGGAUUAACUGUUAAAGAAAAUACCGAUUCACUUUAUGUGUUGAACUUAACAAAUUAUGUAUGGUCCAUUCCAAUCGUUACCGGAAAAGCGCCUUCUAAUCGAGAUGGACACAGAGCAAAUGUAAUCGGGAAAUACAUGGUUAUAUCUUUUGGAAAUGGUUAUAAUCAUGAAUUUGAAAGUGAUAUUCUACUACUUGAUAUUAGCAAUAAUGAUGAAUAUGAAUGGACGAACUUAUUUGACAGAUCAUCAAUACCGAUACAAGUAGAUACACCUACCACGCCAAAAUAUUCAGAUAAUAAAUUUCCUUUAAUUGGCGCGAUUAUAGGCUUAGCUG
Molecule: messenger RNA, 1038 nt
Organism: Funneliformis caledonium
Lineage: Eukaryota; Fungi; Glomeromycota; Glomeromycetes; Glomerales; Glomeraceae
Source: the annotation of a GenBank genome assembly